AUGAUGAAAAUGGAAAACGCCGUCGUCGAAGUGAAGGAGAGACUCGGCGGAUUGCGAACCAUGGAUGCGAAUUGUGUCAUCGCCAGCCACUACUACAGCAGCGCACGCCCCUCUGGACAGGGUUUACUGGAGGAUUCACUGAAGUUUUGGAAUGGUAAUCUUUGCAAUAUUAUGAUUCCGUUGAAUACAACGCAUCCACAACAUAAUGGACAGCCACCUCCAACAAUGGCUGUUUUUCCUACUGACCAAUUCAACGCAGUCAAUUCUUCGUGGAACAGCAAUCAGGAAAUAGCACGGUUGCUAUACUCAGCUCCAAACCAUCCAGAAUGGAUAGCGCAACAAGUUCCAACCAGACCACAGACAGGAACGCAGUAUAUGUUCUGCCGGUUUGAUGGUAAUUGGUUCAAGAUGGACGGAUAUGAGUGGAAGAAGCGCCGCGAGGGUAAGCUGGUUCGCGAGGAUCAUAUGAAGUUGAAGGUCAACAAGCAAGAAAUACUCUCAGCUAACUAUGCACACUCUUCAGUUGCUCCAACGUUUCAUAGAAGAGUUUAUUGGCUAACAAGUAAUUCGGACUAUGUCCUUGUACAUUACCUUAACACCGAGACCGAGACCGACUUGAAAAGCAUCAUGGAUAAAAUCUCGGCAUGUUUGAAACUCAAUAGCCUUAAUCUCACUCAACAACAGCUCAUAGAUCAGGUCUCACCAAUAUAUGCCAACUUACUGAGUCAGCAAGAUAUUGGCUACAUAUGCGAAAAGCUCUGCACUAAUCUCAGGUUUUCACCUCCAAGGCAGCUCGAUUCUGAAACGACGGUACAAUCAGGCAUGCCGGGUGCUGCUCAACAAAAUCAAGUAGCUUCUCAUUCGUCUCAUGGAUCCUCGCAUCACCUUGAACGAAGAAAUUCGUGCAGCUCGGCCUUCCGACCUGGCUUAUCAUCACUGAUCCUUCGGAGGCAACCGUCCACCUUCAGUGAUUCUGUGGAUGUUACUUAUGGAGGUGCAUCAACAAUGAAUGGUGUGAUGGAUGGUGCGCCGCUGAGAGAAAUGCUCAGCGGUUAUCCAGCAGAUGGGCGAUCUCAUUCUGGAGAGACUCACCGGAGUAGCAACCAGGACGAGGACAUGUCCACCAGUAUUCAACCAUCGCAAGCAGCGUCGGCUUCAUCAUAUCCGCCAGAUACUCAAGUAUCUGCGAGCUUGACGCCAAUUACGGACAUCACUCCCAACUCUGGAUCCGUUAAGGGUGGAACGAAGGUGUUGGUAGUUGGAGGCUGGUAUAUGAAAGGUCAUGAAUACACAGUUGUUUUUGGCGAACGCCGUGUGCCAGCUAGACUGAUACAAGUUGGAGUGCUCUCCGUUAUUCUACCUCCUGCGUCAGCCACCGGUAUUAUCCCCGUUCGGGUACUCUGCAAUGGUCAAGUGAUCUCUACAAGUAAUGAAUUUACGUACAGUGAAGAACCCGAGGAAUGUACCAUGGUAGCGCUACGACAGUGCAUGGUCGAUAGGCUGCAUCUCAUAGUCCAUGCUUUCGGAGCUAUGGAGAACUUGCAGUGGGUUGCAUCCAUCGACGAAGAUUCUGUCCUCUCAUUGCUCCAAAACCUAGCUGGAAAACGUCUUACCUUACCAAGCCUAUUAUCAGCGCAUCCAACACUUCCUUCUAGGACUAUUUUACAUAUUGCCGCUGCUCUGAACUACCACAAAGUCGUGGAACAUGUAUUGGCUUGGAGACGAAAUCUGCCAUACAGUCGGGAAUUUGAUCCGCUAGCCAGAGAUGGUGAAGGUCGGACACCUCUUCACAUCGCUGUUGCAUCUGGCCACGUUGCUUCAGCAAAGGUGCUGGUACGAGCCUGCAGGACUACUGUUGAUGUUUUGGACGACCGCGGAAGAACUCCAUGUGACCUGAGUUGCGACGAGCAAAUGAUGCGGCUCACAGCUCGCACAACCGAACGAGAUGCUGAUGAGCAGAGAACGCUGCCCAAAAAUGCCGAAGACGUCGAGCAUGUUACCUCAACGGCUUUGUGGGUGCUUACUAAUGGCGAGACGGUCACCGAUGAACACCUACUACGAGAUCGACUUCCACCUGAGGAUUCGAGCUCGUCGCUGAGCGAUGCUGCAGAUGAAGACAAUGAUCUGAAUGAGCCAAGCAGCAGCGCUAGAUGGUGUGAUGAGCCGCUACAUGUAGAGAUCUCUAUGGACACCGACGUUCAUGUUCCAGAUUCGCCAAAAAUGGCUGAUUUAUUUGAAGCUGUGACCAGUCCUGGAAUAAUGGUGAAUGACGGUGUUCGCGCCAAAAUGGCUUUGCUUGCACAACAGAUCAUCGAUGCUUUACCAGAUCGAAUAAAGAAUGAUCCUCAUCCUCUCAUUGACGAUGAUUCCAUAUCAGCUGAUGUGAGUGGCCAGUCGUCGUUUGCCUACCCGGAUCCCAACCCUUUUCUCUCACAUCUUUCACAUGAUGCACCAGCGGAUUGGGAGUUUCAGCAAUAUUUUGCAAAUAAUCAUUAUCGAGUGCCUAACGACAAGUCUACUGAAGAUGUGCUUUCGUCGUCAUUCUCCGGCCAACCAUCCAGUCCUUCGUUUGACCAAAAUCAUUUGUAUGCAAAUAAGACUGGAACUGGAACCAGCUCUUUCGGAUCAUCUCGUGAGAAUACCUUUGAGGGCACCAGUUUUGACUUCGAUAAAGAUCUGGGUGAAUUUUUCAAUAUGCGCGUUGAUGGUGAGGAGGAUCCUAUACGACAGCGUUUGGGAGAUCUGAAGUUGUCAGAUGGAGAACAGCGAGAAGUUUAUGGAGCAGCAAUGGUUAUUCAACGAGCCUAUCGAGAAUAUCGAGCUCGGAACACAAAUCGGCGGCAAGCAGAUGCUGAACGCAGAGCUGCCGUAACCAUACAAAGCUGCUAUAGGAGAUAUAAACAGUUUUGUUACUUCAAAAAGCUUCACAAUGCUGCCAUUGUUGUUCAGAAACAUUUCCGUUUGAAAAAGAUGAACCAGUCUGAGCAGUCUGCUUGCCAAACUACUGAAGUUCCAGAGCAUCCAACUUUGAAUGGACAAAGCAUUAGGAUUCAGGUGCCUCAAAAUAAUUCCACAUUGCUGAGAGAACAUCGUGCUGCCACCACCAUUCAAUUAGCCUAUCGUGGUCAUAGAAAACGGCAGGCGGCUGCACGUAAGAUUCAGAAGUUUAUGAAGGAAAGCCGAAUGAAGUUGCGCAAGAUCCAGGAGUUAAACGACGGCGGUUUGGGUGCGGGCCCGUUGGCGAUGCCCCAACAGCAACAACCCCCCAAAUUGCCAUCGAACCCACAGCAACAGCAGCAGCAGCAGCAGCUCACCACAUCGGUAACCCCCAUGGUCACACAGCCUCUAACUGGGAUUUCUUCGCAUAAUGUGGUCAUGAUUGAUAUGAAUGGCAAACGCUAAACUUGCCGACAAGUGUCUCAAUUUUUUUCUACACGUCGCCAUUUGAUGUUUGUUCAAUCGUUUACUCUCCAAGUCCUGUAUAGGCAUUCAAUGCAAAUAUGUCUAAUUCGCUUUCGGUAUGUCACCCCUAGUCCAUAUCUCAAAAGUUCUCAUUUUGUUAUAUAUAAAUUGUUUGCCAUUUUCCCAUCCUACGAGGUCUUUACCAAUAUGGAAUUCUUGACUUAUAUGUUGUACAGUAUAUGUGCAUUGUUAAUAUUUAUGCAGGUGAAUUCUGAUAUAGAGUGAGUCAAUAUAAAGUUUAUCGUUCAUAAAUAAUUA
Cylicocyclus nassatus is the source of this 3720-nucleotide messenger RNA. NCBI's taxonomy places the organism in Eukaryota, Metazoa, Nematoda, Chromadorea, Rhabditida, Strongylidae. The record is from the annotation of a GenBank genome assembly.